This is a messenger RNA of Vitrella brassicaformis, 2211 nucleotides long. The record is from the annotation of a GenBank genome assembly. Lineage: Eukaryota; Vitrellaceae.
CACUAAAGGCACCUCAAUCCAUCCAUGGUGCCUGGUACUCAGCGAGGGAGCGAGAGGUGUCGACACACACAGACGCAGACACAGACACACACACGCAUGCACAGACAGACAGACAGACAGACCCGCAGAUUCACUUACUGUACCCCAACCAAAUGUGUAGAGAGAUAGCAAACAGAUUAUGUAAUACAUACAAGACAUGGUUGAUUGAUUGAUGGAUUGACCAAACAAGACAGACACGAAAUAGCUGACUGCCCACUGCCGUGCAGUACAACGGAAAAAACGACCACCACAGCACAUCCUCUCUCUCUCUCUCUCUCUCUCUGUGUGUGUGUGCGGUUGCGUGUGUGUGUGUGUGUGUGUGUCUCCCUCUCUCAGGGCAGACUCAGAUUCUUGUUGACCCAUGCGAUCGCGCUCCCCACCACCUCCUUGACCCGCUCAUUGCCCUUGCCAUAGCAGCCAACGUACAGGACCGCACUCACAGCAGUGACAGGCACAAAGGCAACGAACUCCAUCCACUCGACCACCGGCACAAAAGCUCUGGGAGGCCACACGAAUGUCGCCGAGACAUAGCAGAAGGGGAACACCAGCGACGCCAGCAGGUUGGUCAGCACGGUGGCGUGCAUCAGCCGGCCCGCCUUCUUGUCCUGCGGCUGCAUCAUCAGAGCCACCGCUGCCGUGCAGCUCUGCACCAGGGACGCACAGAGAAAUGCGGCGGCCGUCACGAAUCGAAAACGGGCAUAGACAUCGCCGAUGGAGAAAAGCACCACAGCGACGCCAUUGACCAAACUCGCCACGAAGAAGUAGCGCCUCUUGGUCUGCUCGCUCUUCGUCUCGAUGGCCCCGUUAAGAGCGUCGAUCCUCUCUCCCAGCAGCAGCACAGUCGCCACAGAGGACACCAGCACCGCCAUUCCAAUCCACACAGGCACCGGGCCGUCCACAGGCGAUGUUCCGGCGAGGUAGGAGAAGUCUGCAGCGGGCGGUGAGGCGACUCCCGUCAUGGCACAGACAAGCGCCGCAGCCAGGGCGAGCGCCAGGGAUGACAGCAGGGCUGGCGAGGGCCGGGGGAGGGUGGCGGGCUUGGGGACGGUGAGGGAGCAGAAGUAGGUGAAUGGCACGAUGGCCGUCCAGAAGGCGACGAAAAGGGCGGCCUCGAAGCAGUCCACCAUUGCUUUCUGGCCCAGCACAGGAGGGAAGACGCCCACUGAGGAUAAUGAGUUACAACAGCAAUUGCAAGGGAUCAACAUUGGCAGCGGCGUGUCAACCUCGCUCGUACAGGCAGGCGCUUACAUGUCUUGCCGGUCACUGUCAGCACUGGGGCAUAGAAACGUUGCAGAAUCGGCACUAUCAUGCCGAGCGAAGCCUGCAUCACAGCCCCGAUGUUGGUGGACACAUCAUGCCGCCUCGCCGCAUCCCAGGCCGCCUGCACCGCAGACACCACCGGCCCGAUCGCAAUCAGCACCAGAUCGUAGUAGAAGGACGCCCCGCCAAAGGCAUAGGAGGCCGGUGAUCUGAACAAAUGAUGGGCCAGCACCGCCAGACACGACACGAUGUACGUCGAGAGCGCCACGCGGCCGAUCUGCCGGUGCAGGUCGAUGUGUUUGCGCCGGAUGAAUGGCGCGAACUGGAGGGGAAAUAGGACGGCGUUGAGUCCCACGAGCGCCAAGUGGACGAGCAGGAAGAACUCGGCGACGGGAUGAGAGUUGUGUCGCCCGCCGCUGAGCACGGCACCGACAUCAUUGUCGCCUGCAAUGAUGUUCUGAGACCUGAAGGAGGACGGCAGUCACCACACGGACACACAAGCAGACAGGCAGGCAGGCAAUGGCGAAAGGUCUAUCAUCGCCCAUUGCAAUGUAUGUCGGGAUACCUGUUGAGUAUGUGCAGCCCCUUCUUGCCGGACGGCCCCCCCAGCACAACGGCGAUGGCGUCCAACGCAGAAGCCCCGCCCCACAUCUGUGGACACACACACACACACACACAUGGACAGGCACAGAAGAGAAGUGCUGAUAGGAUGAUUGGUGUGACAUACAUACGGCAGCAGAGCAGAGCAGCCUCGCUGCAGUCAGUCACCUCGAAUCCGAUGAAUGCGGCGGCGAUGAGAAGGCCGGCGCCUCGCAGGAGAGAGGAAGCUGACAGCGAAGCCAUCUGAAGUUGAAGGCGAGAGGCUUCGACUGUGGAUCUGUCGCAAUGCAAUGACGGCUGGCCCUUUCUCCU